Messenger RNA from Scatophagus argus, 4797 nucleotides. RefSeq names its product adaptor protein, phosphotyrosine interaction, PH domain and leucine zipper containing 2 (gene appl2). NCBI's taxonomy places the organism in Eukaryota, Metazoa, Chordata, Actinopteri, Scatophagidae. Gene Ontology annotation, molecular function: protein binding. Gene Ontology annotation, cellular component: endosome membrane; cytoplasm. The transcript is spliced from 21 exons. Gene Ontology annotation, biological process: signaling. The record is from RefSeq and is a predicted model, not a curated record. The coding region runs from base 102 to 2102 and encodes 666 amino acids.
UGCUACGUGGUUCUCUCACCCGCGCAGAGAACUCUGGGAAAGCGAGUCCACGCUCUGAAUAAUUCAAACCCCCCCUUUGCUUCUCUUCCACUGCUAUCAAGAUGCCGGCCGUACAUCACAAACUGCUCCUGGAGGAAGCUUUACAGGACAGUCCUCAGACUCGCUCCUUGCUCAGUGUGUUUGAAGAAGAUGCUGGGAUGCUUACAAACUACACCAACCAGCUGCUCCAGUCGUUGCAGCGGGUGUUUGGAGCCCAGAGCGAGAUGGGAUUGGCCACAGAGCAGCUCUCGCAGCAGCUUUUGGAAUAUGAAAAGAAAAAUUUUGCCCUUGGAAAAGGUGAUGAAGAGGUAAUCACCACGCUGCAGAACUUUGCCAAAACUGUGGGGGAGCUGAACUCGCUCCACUCUGAGCUAGCCAACCAGAUGGCCGACAGCAUGGUUUUCCCAUUGAUCCAGUUCCGAGAGAAAGACCUCACAGAGAUAAGCACAUUGAAGGAAAUAUUUGGCAUCGCCACUGAUGAGCAUGAGGCAGCUAUGGUCAAGUACAGCCGACUCCCCAAGAAGAAGGAGAAUGAGAAGCUGAAGUCAGAUUUGGUGAAGGAGGUGGCCUACACUCGAAGGAAGCAGCACCAGGCCUCGCUGCAGUAUUACUGCGCCCUCAACGCCCUGCAGUAUCGCAAGAGAAUAGCUAUGCUCGAGCCCAUGCUGGGCUACACACAGGCACAGAUCAGCUUCUUCAAGAAAGGCAUUGAGCUGGUGUCAAAGAAGAUGGACAUUUUUCUCUCCUCUGUGUCCAAGAUGACCCAAAACAUCCAGACUCAACUGGAUGCAGAGGCUGAGACAAUGCGUGUGUCCCAGAGGGAGCUUCUGUCUGUGGAGGACACUGUCUAUAUGCCAGAUAAGGACACUGAGCCUGUCAAUCGCACGCUUAUCCAGAAGGCCGGCUACCUCAACAUUCGAAAUAAAACAGGCCUAGUGACCACAGCCUGGGACAGACUGUACUUCUUCACCCAGGGAGGGAACCUCAUGUGUCAGCCGCGUGGGGCGGUGGCGGGCGGCAUGGUGCUGGACCUGGACAACAGCUCUGUCAUGGCUGUGGAGUGUGAGGACAGACGCUACUGUUUCCAGAUAACCUCCCCCUCAGGCAAAACGUCAAUGAUUCUCCAAGCUGAGAGCAAGAGAGAAUAUGAAGAAUGGAUUUGCACUGUGAACAACAUCUCCAGACAGAUCUAUCUGACUGACAACCCAGAGGCUGUGGCCAUCCGACUGAACCAAACAGCCAUCCAGGCAGUCACCCCCAUCACCAGCUUUGAGAAGAGACCAGAAGGCUCACCCAACCCUGACAGAGCGAAGCCAGGCGGCAUACAUGGUGCCAGCGGCGCUUCGCAGAAGACGGGAGCUGCUCCGGAACCAGAGGACCUGAUAGCCCCAGGGACACCCAUUCAGUUUGACAUCAUGCUGCCUGCCUCCGAGUUUCAGGACCAGAACAGGGCUGGGGGGAGACGCACAAAUCCAUUUGGAGAAACAGAUGAUGACUGUUCAACAGAAAGUGACGACUCCCUCCUGCAACAGGUAUUUGCUGUGCGCUUCCUGGGCUCAAUGGCGGUACGCUGUGGCAACAAUCAAGAGGUCAUCUACGAGGCCAUGAGGCAGGUGCUGGCUGCCCGAGCCAUCCACAACAUCUUCAGGACCACCGAGUCCCACCUCAUGGUCACCAGCAGUUGCCUCAGGCUGAUUGACCCUCAGACUCAAGUUACGAAAACAAGCUUCCAGCUCGGAGAGGUGUGUCAGUUUGCAGCCCACCAAGAGAAUGGGAGGCUGAUGGGGUUCGUAGUUGAGGGCAGGGACUGGAGUGAUGGAGAUGAAGAGGGAGAGCCGUCGUUCAGCGCCUUCGUCUUUGAGAGCAACACAGAGGGUGAAAAGAUAUGUUACACCAUUAGCUUGGCAAAGGACAUUACAGAAGCUAAGAAGGACCCAGAGGCCCUGGCCCAGCUGAUGAAGAACAUGCCUCUAAGCAACGAUGGCAAAUUCCUGCUCCUGGAGCCUGAGACGGGCGACACAACCAGCGGAUCAGGACAAGAUGACUUGGAGUCUGAGGCCUAGUCCCAAAAACAAGACCAGGGCCACAACUUUUACCCAGGAGAGAAGCCUUUCCAUGGAUGAAGGUGUCAUCACGACUCCCUAGGCCUAACUCUGGUACUGUAACACCCAUAUUAGAGAGUGUAGUUCACUUCCAUUCACCUCGUGUUAUUAAAUCUCCAGUUUUUUGCUGUGAUGAAAGCAGAGGAGGGGCUGCCCGGACCAAAAAAACACAUCUAAUGGAUGAUGCUCCAUCAGUUUUCUGCAGCCAGACUAUAGCAUGGGUUUUUGGAUUUGAAAUUUAAACACCACUGUUAAUGAUACUUACAUCAAAAGGGACUCUAUUAUUGGUAUUGAUUGUGUUUCAUUGUCUUCUAAUAUUCCCAGCCUUCUAACAAGAAGGUGGCGAAUCAUUUGCUUCAGUUUAGGUUUACAUUCAUUUUUAGGUUUACAUAGUUUGGAGUUGGUUUGGACAGUUAAUUCCUUUACGUUGUUUUACUUGUUAACUUGUAUGUAAAGCUCUUAUGCAACUUCUUUGGCAUUUAUGCGUAUACAAAAAAGUUAUUGCACUUCCGAGGUUAAUAUCCAUUUAAUAUCUCUUGACGGCUACAGAAUGCACUAAUUCUAAACUAAAUUUGAAGGAUCUUAAACUUUUACGACAAUGAAGGACUUAAAAAUAGGUUAGAAUCAUGUCAGUUCCUUUUUAUCUGCAGAGCAGUGGCUGUUGCAUUUGUUGCUAUUAUCGUUUCUCUGCGUGAGCAUUUAAGUCUUGAUGCAGUGGACACAGUUGGCAUGAGGUACGAUUUUUGUUCUAACUGAACUCAGAGACGUGGCAUCCUGACUGAUUCACUGUCAAAUUUUACAUUACUUUCCACUACCAGUAAAAAAAAAAAAAAACAAAACAAAACAAAAAAAGUCUUAAAAUGAUCUGUACUUUAUGUGUGGCCCUUCUUGAGAAGGCCAAAUUAUUCUUAAGUAAAAUGAAAAAGUAUGUUGCACUCAUUUUCUUAAAAGCCUGUAAAUAUGAACUGUCAGAGUGUCCAUAUGAUGUUUCAUCAGAGCUGGCUGCAUUAAAAGCUUUCAGAUUGAAUAUGCUAGGGGGUGAUGCGGUGCAUGAUUAAAGUAUGUUGUUCUCUCGCUCUCCCUCACCUCUCCGCAGAAGAUUAAAACCUCUACACUGAGAUGUAAUACAAACAAAAAUAUCUUGAAAUGUUACAGUAAGGCAUGUGGGCAUACCAGUGGGGUAUUAUGCACUCAUUGAAAAGCUAUUUGCUCUUUGCGUAUACUAAUCAGACCUUCCCUCUGGAUCCCAGCACAGUUUUGGUCCAUUUCAGCCCGUUUGAGCUGCAGCACUAAUCUCAGUGGACUUUGGAAGCCUGUGGAUUGUGUGAAUGUGACAUGUUUUGUACUGUGUAAUACAGACGAGGUCAAAACCACUGACUUGACGUUGAUCGUGAAAGAUACAUUCUGUUGACCGGUGCGUUGGCUUGUCUGCUUGCUUUUUCUACUCUUAUCAUCAGAGAAUGAAACCCGCUAAACAAUGAUAAAGUGUAGAUAUUUGUGGGCUGCCUGCUCUACAGGUGAGAUAAUCGAUUAUGAUUAUGUUUUAUUGCUGCAGACACUUACUGUAAUUGUAAUAAAACAAAUAAAAAACGAUUAAUUUGACAUUUGGGGAAAUGUGUUCAUUUGCCCGUGUGGUAUUAGAUCUGGCUGUUAAAUAUAAAGCUACAGCCAGAAGCCAGUUGACUUGCCCUGAAGACUGGAAACAGGAAGAAACAACUAACCUGGCUCUGUGUAGUGUUGUGCAACCGCACCUCUAAAAAUCACUAAUUAGCACUUUAUAACUUGUUUUAUCUGUGCAAAAACAAAGUGUAAAAGCAACAAUUUAAAACGUCACAGACUCAUCACGUGCUGUGCUAUUGGCUGAAAAUGGUUGCUUGGGAACUGCUCAGAGCCAAGAAAUAAUCCAUCCCAUAACCUUUCCCCUGUUUACAAAAAAAAAAAAAUAAAAAAAAAAUUAAGUGGUUUUUAACACUUAAUUACAUUCAAUUAGUGAGCUUUAGAGGUGCUGGUAGGUGGAUUUUGUUACCACUUGACAGUGUCAGGCUUUUGCAAAUAUUCACGCUAAGCUAACUGAUGGCUGGUUGUAGGCUUAUAUUUAAAAAAAACAAAAAAACAAAAAACAAAUGUUAGGUUGCUAUUGCAAAUGCGUCAGGCGGUCUUCUCGUGCUCUUAAGUCCGUCUGUCCAUCCAGUAGUCUUGUAAUCUCCUUCUGCACCAAUGCAUACAAAUGUACUUAGUGCCUCCACUGAGCAGAAGUCUGAAGUCUGUUUUCUGUUUGAUGACUUACACAAGCUGUUGCCUUGUGUUGUUCCUCUGAUUGAUGUGCUCAGUAGGAGUAGAGUUUCUCCAACUUAACCAUCCAGUCCAGAAACCAAAUCCUCUUACUGUAUGAGGCCUCCUAAAGCCCAUAACACUUAUUACAGCUGUGCUGCAUAGUCUCUGAUAUACUUGUGCUUUGUAACUAAUGCACCGGGUGUUCAUGGUGUAGUUUCAGUGAUAUACCAAGCACUGCGUUUUCUCCCUGCUUCCUGUUUCUUUGUAUAAAUAGCUGAAGUUGACAGAAUUGACAACCGAUAAGGCUUUGCACUUAAUUUGUCCUACUUUUCUAAAGCCAAAGUUAACAUCUUUAAUAAAUAUAAAUAACUUGUUUUUCUUA